UGGCCUUAGGAAGUCCCCCAGAAGUAGCCCACAGUUGACCCCUGAAUAAGAGGUGACUUCGGCAAAUUUCAUGGCCAUAUCCAUGAAAUUUCACCCUCGUCUCCUAGGAAAAAAGGGCAAGUGAAAAAAAUAAGUUGGUUUAGAAAUUUUGGAGAUUGAGAGUUUUCCAGACCACGGAUAUGGAUAUUUCCCAAGGAAAUAAGGUUUUCUCUUCCUUCCUAUUGUUUGUGCUUUUCAUCGUAGACCUUGGAGAAGGCCACAAUAGGUGUGGACACCAUGGCCCAGACAUCCGAUUUCCUUUCAGACUCAAAGACAGGCAGCCAGACCAGCAGUGUGGCUAUCCUGGCUUUGAUCUCUACUGCUCUGAUAAACAUGAAACGGUGCUCGAGCUGCCUACUUCAGUAAAAGUCUUUGUUAAACACAUUGAUUACCAAUCUCAGUUAAUUCAAGUUACUGACUCAGAUAAUUGCUUUCCGCUGAAAAUCCGGGGACUCAAUUUAUCUUCCUCGCCUUUCCAGUUCAAAACAGAAAAUAUUCUUGAAGACUAUGCCCUUUUCAAUUGUACGUCUGAAACAGAUACAUAUAAUUACCGUCUGAUCAAUUGUCUUAGUAGAUUUUCAACCUCAGUUUAUGCUUUUCUUUCGGAUGAUUACAUCGACGAAUUCCCCAUAUUAUCAUGUACAAAGAUGUAUACCGUUUCGUCGGUCCCAUAUCAUAUAUGGGAAUGGGAUUCUCAUUCUCUUGAAUUGACAUGGUCCGAACCAAAGUGCAGAGACUGUGAAGUGAAAGGCGAGAAAUGUAGAUUUAAGAAUAAUAGCACUGAUUUCAACAUUGAGUGCUUCAACCCCUACGGAAACAAAGGUAGAUCAACAAAAAUAGUGACUACUGUUUCCAUCUUGGGGCCAUUUCUUUUGGCACUAGUGGUCUAUGCAUUAUACCAUGUCUAUCGCUAUGACAAAACAGAAAAGGAAAAUCAAGCAAGGAUUGAAAAGUUUUUGGAGGAUUACAAAGCUAUCAAGCCCACAAGGUACUCAUAUGCCGAUAUUAAAAGGAUUACAAAUCAAUUAUCAGAGAAAUUAGGUCAAGGAGCCUAUGGAACAGUGUUCAAAGGAAAGCUUUCUAGCGAAAUCCAUGUUGCCGUGAAGAUCUUGAACAUUUUCACGGGAGAUGGGGAAGAAUUCAUAAAUGAAGUGGGAACAAUGGGUAAAAUUCACCAUGUUAAUGUGGUUCGCUUGGUUGGCUUUUGUGCUGAUGGAUUUAGAAGAGCUCUAGUUUAUGAGUUCUUACCAAAUGAUUCACUAGAUAAAUUCAUUUCCCCAGUAGAUUCUAACAGUUUCCUGGGUUGGGAAAAACUACAUGACAUUGCUCUUGGCAUAGCAAAAGGAAUUGAAUAUCUUCACCAAGGAUGUGAUCAGCAAAUUCUCCAUUUUGAUAUUAAACCUCAUAAUAUUUUGCUAGAUCAAAAUUUCAAUCCAAAAAUUUCUGAUUUUGGUCUAGCCAAGUUGUGUGCAAAGGAUCAGAGUGCAGUGUCCAUGACCACAGCUAGGGGGACCAUAGGUUACAUUGCGCCUGAAGUGUUCUCUAGGAAUUUUGGGAAAGUAUCUUACAAAUCAGAUAUUUAUAGUUUUGGAAUAGUGUUGCUUGAAAUGGUUGGAGGGAGGAAAAAUUUUGAUGUAAACAUGGAGACCACUAGCCAAAUAUAUUUCCCAAAUCGGAUCUAUAAUCUAUUAGAGCAAAAGGAAGACCUACGAGUCUAUGUUGAGGAUAGUGGAGAUGCUAAACUUGCAAAAAAAUUAGCAAUUGUGGGACUUUGGUGCAUCCAGUGGUACCCAACAGAUCGUCCUUCCGUGAAAAGUGUGGUUCAAAUGUUGGAGGGAAAAGGAGAUAAAUUAACCAUACCUCCUAAUCCCUUUGCCUCUACAAGCUCAAGAAGAGUUAAUGAAAGUAUGCCUACAAGGCAUCUAAUUCAAGAGUUAGAAGUCAUCCCAGAAUCAAACUAAAUAUGUGUAUAUAGUUUUUUUUUAUAAGAUCAAACAAAAUAUUUAAAUGAUAAUAUAGGUUGCAAUUAUGUUGUACUUGAAGAUUGAAAUUAUUAAUAUUGAGGGAUAGGUUUUUUGUAUCAAGUAUGAGCAAGGCAAUGUAUCUUUUAAUU
This is a messenger RNA of Quercus robur (English oak), 2152 nucleotides long. Its product is annotated as rust resistance kinase Lr10-like. The coding region runs from base 180 to 2000 and encodes 606 amino acids. Lineage: Eukaryota; Viridiplantae; Streptophyta; Magnoliopsida; Fagales; Fagaceae. The transcript has 3 exons. Gene Ontology annotation, molecular function: ATP binding; polysaccharide binding; protein kinase activity. Gene Ontology annotation, biological process: protein phosphorylation. The record is from RefSeq and is a predicted model, not a curated record.